AUGUCAGGCCCCAAUGGAGAGCCGCACCUGAGCCUGGGGAGGGGCGAGGAAGAGGAGCGGGAGGACGGCGAGGACCACAAUGGCUUCGGGGAGGCAGGUAACACGGAUUAAGCCUUCCAAAAGCAGCAGCGCCCCCCUCCCGCCAUGUCCCCUUUUCAACACAGCCCUCCAUUCUUUAAAUCGCUGGCUGGGUUUGAUAGCGCAGUUUCUAAGCCUUCAGUCAUAUCGGUGCGGGAUCCUACAUGCACUUACCUGAGAUCAAACCCUCCGGCCCUCGCAAACGUCAGUUCUACCUGUGUGCAGCGUCAGGCUGGUUUUCACGCGCUCCUCUCUUACUCAGGCGAGGAAGAGUCGUCGUCAGAGUUCAAGGGCACGUUCCAGCCAAGGAAAAAAUGCUCAAGGAGCGGGUGAAGCGGGGUUCUCGAGGGGUGCCGUCCGGUGAGGGUCCUGAUGGUCAGGUAGAGAGACUGCAUUUGACCCCUGGUACAGAGCACGUAAUGAGGGACGCGGGUGGCGCUGUGGGUUAAACCACAGAGCGAGGACUUGCCGAUCAGAAGGUCCGCGAAUCGAAUCCCGUGAUUCCUGUGAGCUCCCGUUUCUCGGUCCCUCCUCCUGCCCACCUAGCAGUUCGAAAGCACGUCAAAGUGCAAGUAGAUAAAUAGGUACCGCUCUGGCGGGAAGGUAAACGGCGUUUCCGUGUGCUGCUCUGGUUCGCCAGAAGCGGCUUAGUCAUGCUGGCCACAUGACCUGGAAGCUGUACGCCGGCUCCCUCGGCCAAUAAAGCCAGAUGAGCGCCGCAACCCCAGAGUCGGUCACGACUGGACCUAAUGGUCAGGGGUCCCUUUACCUUUACCUUUACAGAGCACGUAUAGGAUUGCAGCAUUAGGAGUAAAGCAGGUUUGAGCCUCGCUGAGUAACCUGUAGGAACCGUGCCUCUUUACCGUACAAGUACAGGCUCCCCAUAGUCUAGCUUUCUUCAAUAUUAAAUAACAAUAAUCCCUUCCUGUAGAAAACUACCAUGUCCAGGCUCCCAAUACGUUUCCGAGCACAAUUCAAAGUGUUGGUGCUGACCUUUAAAGCCCUAAAUGGCCAGUAUACCUGAAGGAGCUUCUCUACCCCCAUCGUUCUGCCCGGACACUGAGGUCCAGCGCUGAGGGCCUUCUGGCGGUUCCCUCAUUGUGAGAAGCCAAGUUACAGGGAACCAGGCAGAGGGCCUUCUUGGUAGUGGCACCCACCCUGUGGAACACCCUCCCACCAGAUGUCAAAGAGAAGAACAACUACCAGACUUUUAGAAGACAUCUGAAGGCAGCCCUGUUUAGGGAAGCUUUUAAUAUUUAAUAGACUAUCGUAUUUUAAUAUUCCAUUGAAAGCCGCCCAGAGUGGCUGGGGAAACCCAGUCAGAUGGGCGGGGUAUAAAUAAUAAAUUAUUAUUAUUAUUAUUAUUAUUAUUAACAAAUCUGGAACCAUUCUUACUGAUUUCUAGGCUUCAUUAUUCGUUUUAGUUAUUCACAGAGUGUCUCCCAUCAGCUUCGGCUGGUGACCCAGCUGCUCCCCUAUCUGAACAAGGAUAGCCUAACUUCUGUUGUCCGUGCUCUGAUAACUUCUAGGUCAGCGUUAUACCUGGGGCUGGCUCUGUGGGGCCACCUCUGGAGACAGUUCAGAAACUUCAGAAAUCCAGUGCAGAAUUCAACAGCGACAUUGGCUUAAGGGGCAAGACGGUUGGACAUAUUACACUGAUCCUGGCCCAAGUGAACUAGCUGUCAGUUGGUUUCCAGGUCCAAUUCAAAGUGCUGGUUUUGACCUAUGAAGCCUUAAAUAGCUCAGGACCACAAUACCUUCAGGACUGCCUCUCCUCGUAUAAACAGUCUGGGACCCUGCAAUCAUCCUCUGAGGCCCUUCUUUGUGGGCUUCCUCCACAAGAGGUCCAGAGGGUGGCAACAUGAGAAUUUUCUGCAGUGGCUUCCAAUUUGUGGGAUGCUCUUUCCAGGGAGGCUCACCUGGAGCCUUCAUUGCAUACCUUUAGGCACCAGGUGAAAACAUACCUCUUCUACCAGGCCUAUGGCUAAACAGUCUAUGGACUAGGGGUGGUGGUAUUGUUUUUGUUUGCUACCAGGCUAUGUAUUUCUGUGUUUUUAUAUUGCAAACUGUCCUGUGAUCCUCAUAUGAAGUUUAAAGAAUAAAUAAUAAUAGUCUGGUGAAACUAUGUCUGGGCAGUGGAUCUUCAGACUGACAGGGUUGGGGACUCCUAUCGUUGAAGGGUUUACUUCAUGCAACUACCAAAUCCCUUCAGAUGGAAAGAUAUAACAUCAGGGGAAAGUCUUAGCUUCCCACUCUUAGCGCAGCAAAUGUGUGCAUGUUUGGAGGACAUGUCUAACUCUGGUUACAAUCCUGCACCCAUUUGCCAUUGACUGUGGCUCUUAGAGCUGAAGUCCCCAGAGGCAGUUUGAUUGAUUUAAAUUAUUUAAAUCAAUUUUUUUCUUUAAAGUCUCUGCCUGGUAACCGGGCAGAUUUAAACACUUUAGAAUAAUUUUCCAUACAAGUACACCUGCAGUUUGCUACAAGUACGGUAGUUUAAAACUGUUUUUCUCCCAUGUGUACAUUUUUGUUGAUUUGAUCUAUUCAGUUAAAUCCCAUGGUUGAGUCUUUCUGUGCCUGCCUGCCUGACAACCUGUUUCAAGUGGAUUCUGUGGCCUCCCAAGUGUUGGACUCCCAUUGGGAUGAUGAUGAUGAUAAUAAUAAAAAAAAAAAUUAUUUAUACCCUGCCCUCCCAGCCAGAGGCAGGCUCAGGGUGGCUAAUACCAAUAAAAUUUCAGUAAGGUAAAGUUAAAGUGAAAGGGACCCCUGACCAUUAGGUCCAGUUGUGGCUGACUCUGCAGCUGCGGCACUCAUCUCACUUUAUUGGCUGAGGGAGCCGGUGUGCAGCUUCCGGGUCAUGUGGCCAGCAUGACUAAGCCACUUCUGGUGAACCAGAGCAGCACACGGAAACACUGUUUACCUUCCCGCCAGAGCAGUACCUAUUUAUCUACUUGCACUCUGACGUGCUUUUGAACUGCUAGGUGGGCAGGAGCAGGGACCGAGCAACGGGAGCUCACCCCGUCACGGGAUUCGAACCGCCGACCUUCUAAACAAUUUAAUUUUUUUUUUUUAAUAAUUUUUAUUAAAGUUUUAAACAAAGAAAAAAGAAAAAGCAACACACACAAAAAAACAAUACAAGAUUUAACAAUAGAAACACACAACAUAACAAUUUAAAACAACCUCUCUUUUACAUUCCCAAUUUUGAAUUACUUAUUUUCUGGACUUCCUCAUACCUCCCUCUUUUGUAUUCCAAUCUACAUUAUUUGUCCAGCAGUUUCUUUUCCACUUUUUUAAACCCAAUCUUUAAUUUAAUGAAAUAUUAAACUAUAUAGCUUCAGCUUUUUUUAAACAUAAUCCUUGUUCUUAAUGUCAUAUACCUUUAAAUUUUUCCCUUUUAUUAUCAAAUUUCCAUUUCUUUAAACAUCUUUAAUCUUAAUCUUUAAUCUUAAUCUAUCCUUAGCUUUAACCCGUACAGCUGGAAACCACUUAUUUUCAAUCCAACAUCACUCUAACAUUCCUUAAUUUUGCAGUGUUUCUGAAGAUAGUCUUUGAAUUUCUUCCAAUCUUCCUCCAUCGACUCUUCUCCCUGGUCACGGAUUCUGCCAGUCAUUUCCGCCAAUUCCAUGUAGUCCAUAAGUUUCAUCUGCCAUUCCUCCAGCGUGGGAAGUUCUUGUGUCUUCCAAUACUUUGCGAUGAGUAUUCUUGCUGCUGUUGUUGCAUACAUAAAGAAAGUUCUAUCCUUUUUAACACCAUUUGGCCCACUAUGCCCAGGAGAAAGGCCUCUGGUUUCUUGGUGAAGGUAUACUUAAAUACCUUUUUAAUUCAUUAUAUAUCAUUUCCCAGAAAACCUUAAUCUUUGGGCACGUCCACCAAAGGUGAAAAAAUGUACCUUCAGUUUCUUUACAUUUCCAACAUUUGUUAUCGGGCAAGUGAUAGAUUUUCGCAAGCUUGACUGGGGUUAUGUACCACCUGUAUAUCAUUUUCAUAAUAUUCUCUCUUAAGGCAUUACAUGCCGUAAAUUUCAUACCAGUGGUCCAUAACUGUUCCCAGUCAGCAAACAUAAUGUUGUGUCCUACGUCCUGUGCCCAUUUAAUCAUAGCCGAUUUUACCGUUUCAUCUUGAGUAUUCCAUUUCAGCAGCAAGUUAUACAUUCUUGACAGAUUCUUGGUAUUGGGUUCUAACAAUUCUGUUUCUAAUUUUGAUUUUUCCACCUGGAAGCCAAUUUUCCUGUCUAAUUUAAAUGCCUCCAUUAUUUGAUAAUAAUGAAGCCAGUCUCGCACUUUGUUUUUUAAUUUUUCAAAACUCUGCAAUUUCAGUCUAUCUCCGUCUUGUUCCAAAAUUUCCCAAUAUUUCGGCCAUUUGACCCCUUCUAAACAAUUUAAAAUACAGGUUAAAAUGCAAUUUAAAAUGCAGCCUCAUUUUAAAAGUCAAAACCAUGAGGGUCAGACUGAGUCCAAACCAAAGGCCAGGUGGAACAGGCCAGGUCUUGCAGGCCAGGUCUUGCAGGCCCUGCGGAAAGAUGUCAAGUCCCGCAGAAAUGAUGUAGUCCAGCAGAAUUAAGAGGGAAAUGGCUUCCUGCCCCUGAAUUAGCGGCUGUCUGGUUGAUAUGGACCUUGAACCCAGGUCUUAUUCUGUUUGUGGGUGCCACUGGCUACUGACUUAAUUUUGCACUGUCAAUUCAUGCUAGAACAAAAGGUCUGAUUUUUGUACUCAGGUCAUCUUACUCCCUCUCACUCUGCUUUCCCCAACCAGAAUAUGCAGCUAUAAAUUCUAUGCUGGACCAGAUCAACUCUUGUUUGGAUCACCUGGAGGAGAAGAACGACCACCUGCACGCCCGCUUGAAGGAGCUGUUGGAAUGCAACCGUCAGACACGCCUGGAGUUGCAGCAGCUGAGCGAAGGCGAGGAUGGGGAAAACGACACGCAGAGACCUGAGCCAGACACCUAA
Podarcis lilfordi (Lilford's wall lizard) is the source of this 5021-nucleotide messenger RNA. The record is from the annotation of a GenBank genome assembly. NCBI's taxonomy places the organism in Eukaryota, Metazoa, Chordata, Lepidosauria, Squamata, Lacertidae.